GUUUGUGUGGUUGUAUUAUUAUCAGCUCUUUCUACAAUGGGUCAAAGAAUCUAUUAUAAAGAAAAUAAAGAAAAAGCCUGGUAUCUUUGGGGUCAAGAUGUUGGUAUUGCUCCUACAUUAAUGGGGUUUAUUAUUAUGUAUAAUACUUUGAUUCCGUUAUCGCUUUAUGUUACUAUGGAGAUUAUCAAAGUUAUGCAAUUGUGUUUUCUACAGUAUGAUCUCGACAUGUAUCAUGCAGAAACUAAUACUCCCGCAGACGCAAAGACGGCCACUAUUUUAGAAGAGUUGGGCCAAGUCAGUUAUAUAUUUAGUGAUAAAACGGGUACUUUGACAGACAAUCAGAUGAUCUUUAGAAAAUUCAGUAUUUGCGGUGUUAGUUGGCUUCAUGAUUUAGACUUGAUGUUAGAAGAGAAAAGACAGCCCACGGAACAUUUUGAUUUUUCUCAAGUAGUACCUCAAAGUCCAACUACCGGUGGGUUUGGUAAUAGAACUAGUUAUCAUGAACCACGAAAUAGCUUCCAAAGUCUCGCAAGGGAAAGUUUUCAAACCGCUGACUACAAUCCAAGGAACAGUACAACUCUGAUUGCAAGAGAAAGUAUCGAAUUACAACCUGUUAGAUCCGAAUCAACUUGGAAGUCAACGGCUAACCCUCACAAAGUUCAAGAUUUAAAGAACUCGCUACAAUUAUUGAAAUAUGUCCAAUCUCAUCCUCAAACUUUGUUCUCCAAGAAGGCAAAGUUUUUCCUUUUGAGCAUUGCUUUAUGUAAUACGUGUAUACCAAGGAAAAAUGAUUCAUCGUUAUCAACAUCUUCUUCAUCUCUAUCAUUGAAUGAUCAAAUUAUAGAAGAACCAGAAGAAGAUAUCACUGAGGAAGCUUCCGACGAAGCUUUAGAUUAUCAAGCUGCAUCACCGGAUGAGUUGGCUUUGGUUAAAGCAGCAAGAGAUUUAGGGUUUGUUGUUUAUGAUAGAGUCAACAACACCUUAACUAUCAAAACAUAUCCUCAAGGGUUCGGUAAAGAGCCAAAAUUCGAAGUGUAUGAAUUACUAAAUGUAAUUGAAUUUAGCUCAGCCAGAAAGAGAAUGUCAGUACUUGUGAAAUUUCCCGACAACAGAAUUUGUCUUAUUUGUAAAGGAGCUGAUAAUGUUAUCUUGGAAAAAUUGAAAAAUACAGAACUAGCUCAACGUAAGGCUAGGGAGAUUUCCCUCAAUUCAAGUGAUCGUAAGACUAUGGAAGCAGAUAUUGUUUUGAACGCUAAAGUAUCCCACGAUAUUGAAUCAUCUAGGAGAUCAAUGAGCUCAUUACGUAACAGCUUAAGUUUUUCGAACGGAAAUGAUGACGUUAUUAUAAGGAUGAGUUCAAUUGAUCAUAACUUAGCCAAAGAUGAAGAACUUAACAGUAUUGCCGAAAAAGCCAGAAAAUCUCUUCAUUCAAAACAAGUUAAGAGAUACAGCAUGGACUCUGCCGCAUAUAUUCCGGAGAGCCAACAAAAUUCGGGUCAGACUAACGCUUCUCAAUAUCUACCACCUGAUAAAUUAUUGGUAAAUGAUGAAUUCAUUAUCGAAAAGACUUUAGAACAUGUUGAGGAAUUUUCUACUGAAGGUUUGAGAACUUUGCUUUAUUCAUUCAGAUGGAUUGAUAAGAAGUACUACGAUGAAUGGUCAAGGGAAUACAGCGAUGCCAAAAUUUCCUUCACAGAUCGUGCAAAGAAAAUUGAGGAAACUGGUUCAAAAAUCGAACAAAACCUUGAGUUGAUAGGUGCCACAGCAAUUGAAGAUAAACUUCAGGAUGGUGUAAGUGUUGCGAUUGAAAAGCUUAGAAGAGCCGGAAUUAAAUUAUGGAUGCUUACCGGUGAUAAAAGAGAGACUGCGAUUAACAUUGGUUAUUCAUGUGGGUUAAUAAAGGACUACUCGACAGUCGUAAUUUUGUCAAAUGAUGAAGGUAAAGACCGAUUAGCGCAAGUAAUCACAAGUGCUGGUCUUGAAAUUAAAGCUGGAAGAGUUGCUCAUUGCGUUUUGGUAAUCGAUGGGGCUACCCUAGGAACCAUAGAAGACGAAUCUCCAUUACUUUCGAUAUUUAUUGAAUUAUGCAUCCAAGCAGACUCAACUAUAUGCUGUCGUGCUUCACCAUCUCAAAAGGCAAAUAUGGUUAGUAGAGUUCGUGAAGUAAAGAAAGACUCUGUCACAUUAGCAAUAGGUGAUGGUGCGAAUGACAUUGCGAUGAUUCAAAGUGCUGAUAUUGGGGUUGGUAUAACUGGUAAAGAAGGUUUACAAGCUGCCAGAUCCGCUGAUUAUGCAAUUGCUCAGUUCAGGUUUCUUCUUAAAUUAUUAUUAGUGAAUGGUAGGUAUAAUUACAUUAGGACUUCCAAAUUUGUUUUAUGCACAUUUUACAAAGAAUUUUUAUUCUAUCUUACUCAAGCAGUUUAUCAAAGAUAUACAUUAUUUUCUGGAUCGUCAUUAUACGAAAGCUGGUCAUUGUCAAUGUUCAAUACCUUGUUUACAUCAUUGCCCGUUUUAUGCGUUGGUAUGUUUGACAUGGACUUGAGGCCAUCAACUUUAUUGGCAAUUCCAGAAUUAUAUUCUAAAGGAAGAUUAUAUCAAGCUUUUAACUUAAAGGUUUUCAUUUCGUGGAUGAUACUUGCUGCGUUACAAAGUGUGGGUAUAUCUUUCAUCGGAUAUAAGAUAUGGGGAAGCUCUGCAUUAAGGGACAAUACUACCUUGCCAAUUGGUACUUUAAUCUUUGCAACUUUGGCAAUAGUCAUAAACGCUAAAUGUGUACUGAUUGAAAUGCAGAAUAGACAAUGGCUAGCAUUUGCAUCUCUCAUAAUUUCGGUAGGAGGUUAUGGACUUUGGAACGUAAUCAUCAUGUUGCUUUAUAGAGCCAAAAAUGCCCCAAUAUUUUAUGUUGACUAUGGGUUAUUAAUAUGGGGUCAAGAUCCUUCUUGGUGGGCAGCAUUAUUAGUCCUAUUCACAAUUCCUUUAUUCUUUGAUAUUUUAUUGAAAGUAUGCAAAUUUACCUUCAAGCCAUCAGAUGAUUUAUUAUUCCAAUUAUUCGAAAAAGAUCUUGAUAUGAGAAGAUUUUUUGAGCAAAGCUCAUUUAAAGAGCUACAACAAGGCUGGCAAUAUCCUCGUCAACCAAGUUCUUGGCGUAUAGCUGCUAUCAAAGGCUAUAAAUUUGUUAGGAACAAAUUAGGAAUAAUCGAUAGCCCAGUAUUAGAUGAUGUUGAUAUAGCUCCUGGGAGCGCAGUUCAUAGAAAAAGAGCAGGAACAGACCCAAGCAGAGGUGAAUUACCACCUAGCGGAGAAGGACAAGCUCUAUAUCAAGGUGACUUUCAAAAAGUUCAAGAUGGUCCUUAUGAAAUCCUACCUAGUGGUAAGAAAGUUAAGAUCAAAAGACGGGAUGGAAUUUUAUCAAAAAUUGGAAAUACCUUCAAAGUUGGUAAGACAAAAGAUGAGGAUGAUGUUGACGCGAUAAUUGAAGCAAGGUUGGAGAAUUUGAGAAGAGAGGAAGAAGAGGAAUUUGACAAUAAUCACAGAGCUCACUAGUUUCACUUUAGUCAUCUCAGCCCGAGUCUUCUAUACUAUAGAAGUAAGAUAGUUAAUUCUUGAAUGAUUCUUUUUUGACUGUAAGUAAUAGUUUAUAUAAAAGUUUUUAUUAAUAAAUAUACAUGAUGAU
This is a messenger RNA of Hyphopichia burtonii NRRL Y-1933, 3673 nucleotides long. RefSeq names its product aminophospholipid-translocating P4-type ATPase. The record is from RefSeq and is a predicted model, not a curated record. The coding region runs from base 37 to 3543 and encodes 1168 amino acids. Gene Ontology annotation, molecular function: magnesium ion binding; ATPase-coupled intramembrane lipid carrier activity; ATP hydrolysis activity. The transcript has a single exon. Gene Ontology annotation, cellular component: plasma membrane. Lineage: Eukaryota; Fungi; Ascomycota; Pichiomycetes; Serinales; Debaryomycetaceae. Gene Ontology annotation, biological process: phospholipid translocation; post-Golgi vesicle-mediated transport; intracellular protein transport.